GUUGCACACCGGAAGUGCCCGUGUGUGUUUGUUGGAGUAAACAUGGCGUCCUCAGCUGCUACCCGUACUGCUGGAGCUGUGCGGGCGGUGAAGCCGAUCCUCAGCCGCGAUGUGGACGAAGCCAAGCGGCGUGUGAGGGAGCUGUACCGGGCCUGGUACCGGGAAGUACCGAAUACCGUGGCGGCGUUUCAGCUGGACAUCACAGCACGUCAGGGCCGAGAAAAAGUGAGAGAAAUGUUCAGUAAGAAUAAACACGUCCGUGACCUGCGUGUCAUCGACAUGCUCGUCAUCAAGGGUAAGAUGGACCUUCAGGAGACCAUCAAUGUGUGGAAACAGAAGACACACAUCAUGCGCUACUUCCAUGAGACAGAGAAACCGCGUCCUACUGACUUCCUGUCCAAGUUUUAUGAUGGACACAACCCCUGACCUCUCUGACCUUUCACCUUUUUCUCCUCUCUAAUGCUGAACUGUAAAUACACUGAUGUACUUCAA
Messenger RNA from Tachysurus fulvidraco (yellow catfish), 492 nucleotides. It is a transcript of the gene ndufa6, whose product is annotated as NADH:ubiquinone oxidoreductase subunit A6. Bases 43 to 426 code for a protein of 127 amino acids. The record is from RefSeq and is a predicted model, not a curated record. NCBI's taxonomy places the organism in Eukaryota, Metazoa, Chordata, Actinopteri, Siluriformes, Bagridae. Gene Ontology annotation, biological process: response to oxidative stress. The transcript has 3 exons.